AUGGCUUCUUAUAAUUACAGUACAUCCAGUUCUGAAGUUGGAACUCCCAAUACUCCUGAAUCUUCUUCUCCUACCUACUCUGUCGCAAGUCGUUCAUCAUCUACUACUAUCAGCAAUAGAAUUUCUAUAUCGACAAAUCGAAGAAAUACAGCCAUGAAUCCAAUUGGUGGUAUCGAUAUCGCUGCAAUUGAAACUGCCAUGAAGCAGUCUUCUCUUGACCAUUUGAAAGGUUAUAGUCAGAACCAUUAUGGAACUGUUACACAACCUAAAGAUACCGAAUAUAUCACCAAAUAUUCCGCAAAAGGAUAUCAGGUUCUCCGUGAGCCUGCUUGGAAUAAAGGUACUUCCUUUACUCCCGCAGAAAGAGUCAACAAAAACCUUACUGGUCUCAUCCCCCACGUCCUAGAGAGUCUGGAAACACAAUGUAUUCGAGCAAUGCGAAUGAUCAAUAGUCGUGGAACACCUAUCGACAAAUACCUAUAUCUUUCAAACAUCAAGGCACAAAGUACCGACCUUUUCUACCGUCUCCUCAUCGACAAUGUUGCAACACUCAUGCCACUCGUUUAUACUCCAACAAUAGGAGAUGUCUGCCUUCAAUACUCAACAUUAUACACCAGACCAGAAGCGUUAUAUAUUUCGAUUAAGCAAAGAAAGUCUAUGGUCACAAUUUUGAAGAAUUGGCCAUAUCCAGACCCUUCAAUUUGUGUCGUCACCGAUGGAUCACGUAUUCUUGGCUUGGGAGACUUGGGUGUAAAUGGAGUCGGCAUUUCGAUCGGCAAAUUAGCUCUAUACACAGGUGCAGCUGGUAUUCAUCCCGAAAAGACCUUACCCAUUGUUCUCGACUGCGGUACUGCGAAUGAAGAUAAUCUCCGAGAUCCUUUGUAUCUUGGUCUCCGAAUGAAGAGACCUGGUCCCCAAGUCGAACAAGAAUUUAUGGAUGAAUUCAUGGCAGCAGUAAAGGAAGUCUACCCAGAAAUGCUUAUUCAAUUUGAAGAUUUCGAAUCCGAAAAAGCUUUCAGAUAUUUGGAUAGAUACAAGAAUGAGAAGAUGUUCAAUGAUGACAUUCAAGGGACUGGUGCUGUUGUAUUGGCUGGAUACAUUGGCGCAGUAAAUCUUUCCGGGGUGCCAAUUGAAGACCAAAGAUUAGUUUUCAUGGGAGCUGGUUCGGCUGGUGUAGGUGUUGCCAAACAAGUCAUGGAAUAUUAUACCCGUCGCGGUCUCUCGGAGCAACAGGCUCGCGAUAAGUUCUGGCUCGUUGAUACCAAAGGCCUCGUGACCAAGGAUCGAGGAGACAAAUUAGCGGAGCAUAAGAAGAUCUUCGCCAGAACGGAUAAUAAUGGUCAUCAAUUCAGUACUUUGGAAGAAGUCAUCGAAUACGUCAAACCUACCGCUUUAAUCGGUCUCACAGCCACUUUUGGAAUUUUCACCGAAUCAGUCAUCAGAGCCCUCAAAGUAUCGGUUGAUGCUGGCGGUUUGGGAAGAAGACCAAUCCUUUUUCCUCUGAGCAAUCCUCUUACGAAAGCCGAAUGUACUUUCGAACAAGCAAUUACAUGGACCGAAGGAACUGUUAUUUUCGCCUCCGGAUCCCCAUUCUCUCCCGUGACCAUCAAGCACUCGGAUAGUGUCACGACAUAUUAUCCCAAUCAAGGAAACAAUGUUUAUGUUUUCCCGGGGUUGGGCUUAGGAGCGAUCUUGGCCAAAGCAAAGAGGGUUACAGAUGCAAUGGUUUAUCAAAGUGCGGAGGCAUUAAGUGGAUGUUUGAAUAAAGAGGAAUUGUUGAUGGGGUUGAUCUAUCCGAAGAUUGAGAGAGUGAGAGAUGCAAGUGUAGUGGUGGCGAGAGAAGUUAUGAAGGCGGCGAGGAGAGAGGGGGUUAGUGGGUUGGGAGAGGAAUUGUGGGAGGAGUGGGAGGAAUGGGGGGAUGUGGCGUUGGAAAAUUGGAUUAGGAAACAGGUUUAUGAUCCUAGGUGGUGA
Messenger RNA from Sclerotinia borealis F-4128, 1971 nucleotides. NCBI's taxonomy places the organism in Eukaryota, Fungi, Ascomycota, Leotiomycetes, Helotiales, Sclerotiniaceae. The record is from the annotation of a GenBank genome assembly.